Molecule: messenger RNA, 740 nt
Organism: Pimephales promelas (fathead minnow)
Lineage: Eukaryota; Metazoa; Chordata; Actinopteri; Cypriniformes; Leuciscidae
Source: RefSeq, a predicted model, not a curated record
CAGUUAAACACGUUCAGUUUGUGUAAUAACCGCCCGCCGCGAGCACAACAGCAAUCGGCGCGGCGUUUAGGAGGAAAGCGUCGCGUCUGAGCGUUGGUUACUGUCACGCACAACAUGGAACAGAGGACGUUAGUUAGAAAACAACAGCGCGAGAGGCAAAAACAAGCGCGGACACCCGCAACUUCACGCUGACAGCGAUUUAAAAAGCCUUCGUAAAAGUUUCGCUGACGCGCGCGUGACGUUGGACGAGUCAAAUGUAACAGGCGAGUUUGUUUGUUUGUCUUUAAUAAUUAAAAUCGGAGGGAAGUGUAGGUUGGCAUGGGCGCCAAGCAGAGCAGUCCCGCUGCCAACGGGCGCACGCGAGCGUACUCGGGCUCGGAUCUCCCGUCGAGUAACGUCAGCGGCAGAACGGCUGCGAUGAGAUAUCACGCGCACAGUACAUCAGGUGCGACAUCAUCAUCAUCAUCAGCGGCAGCUGCUUCUCACUAUAUCGGCCCCAGGACGCGCUCUGUGGGGGGUGGUACCGGUGGCCCGGGCGUGCGACCCCAGUCGAGCAUUAAUAUACCGAACUCCGGGGCGUAUAGCUCUCAAGAGUCCGGUAACAGCACACCGGAGGAGAACGGCGGAGAGAGAGAGCGGUCAACCGGCACCCCGAGACUGUUAAUCGGAUCUUUACCUGCUCACCUGUCGCCUCAUCUCUUUGGAGGUAGCUAACGUUAAAUCAACAGUUAUUUGUAGUU